Xenopus tropicalis (tropical clawed frog) is the source of this 5267-nucleotide messenger RNA. It is a transcript of the gene irs1, whose product is annotated as insulin receptor substrate 1. Gene Ontology annotation, biological process: positive regulation of signal transduction; insulin receptor signaling pathway. Gene Ontology annotation, molecular function: insulin receptor binding; phosphatidylinositol 3-kinase binding; signaling receptor binding. Gene Ontology annotation, cellular component: plasma membrane. The record is from RefSeq and is a predicted model, not a curated record. Bases 930 to 4205 code for a protein of 1091 amino acids. The transcript has 3 exons. Lineage: Eukaryota; Metazoa; Chordata; Amphibia; Anura; Pipidae.
GGCAGCAAGUUAGAUUGAUCUCUUGGGCUCCACGCAGUGUGUUUGUAUGUAUGCAUGCAUGUGUGUGAGUGUGUGUGGUGCUGCUAUUGCGGUCACGUGUUGUUCUGAGGGAGACGGAGGUGGCUGGAGCAGAGAGAGGGGGCGGCGGGCUGCGCUCCCGGGGACUCGAACACAGACGCUUGUUUUGGUUUAUUUCUCAAGGAAAAGCAGAGUGGGAGAGAGGACGCUUUUGCAGAAACUCCACCAAGUACUGCGUCCCUCUCCUUCCCUGCAGCCAGCCGGCUGUUCCUCACUGUCUGUCUGCCUUUAGCAGCAGCCUUGCCGGGCAGGGUCCCGCACCCCACUAGGACAGAGAGAUAGAGCUCUCCGGUUUCCACCGCGGCUUGGCGGAGCAGGCGGGGGGUGUGAGUGCAUGUACCUGCCCUUUUCGCCCCAUGCCAUGGCACUGAUUGGAGACACACACGGACAGUAAAACCUCUGGCAGCGGUGACAUUGUGGAGAGGUGCCUGGUGUGAGCCCGGUGGGAGAGGAGGAUUACGUGGAAGAAGGAGCUCGAUUAGCAGAGAGGGAUCGGUGCCCCCCCCAGAGGCAACGCAAACUACACUGCAGUGCUGGCAGCUUCAAACUUGGACCGUGGGCUCGGCAGACAGAUGCAGGCAAUGGAUUCCCCCUGGCUCUGUACAUCUGCCCUGCUUCCAUUGGGUAAGGAGUUCCAUCUCUCCCUGUCACUGAAUUUGUGGAUGUAAUAAACACCCGAACCACCUCAAGGAUAUACAAAUACAACGCUGCAAAGUGAACUUCAAGGAUUAAACUCAAGUAUAUUUUUUUUUCACAAGUGGUGCUGAUUGAUCUGUGAAUUUGUAUACUGUACACAUGCUUUAUUAACAAGAAUUCUUAGCAUUUUUGCUCUUUCUGUCUCAUUUGGUACCAUGGCUAGCCCCACAGAUCCACAGGCUCAGGAGAACUUUUCUGAUGUCAGAAAGGUGGGCUAUCUAAGGAAACCUAAGAGCAUGCACAAGAGGUUUUUUGUGCUCAGGUCUGCCAGUGAGUCAGGUUUGGCCCGUUUGGAGUAUUAUGAAAAUGAGAAAAAGUGGAGGCAUAAGUCUGGGGCCCCAAAGAGGUCAAUCCCUCUUGAGAGCUGCUUUAAUAUUAACAAGAGGGCUGAUUCAAAAAACAAACAUUUGGUUGCUUUGUACACAAAGGAGGAAUGCUUUGCAAUUGCUGCUGAAUGUGAACAAGAACAGGAUGGUUGGUAUCAGGCUCUAGUGGAUCUUCACAACCGUGGUAAGACCCACCACCAACACCAUAACCAUGACGGUGCAACCAAUGGUGUACAUGAUGGUUUAAAUGGAGAUGACGUUUAUGGGGAGGUUACUCCUCCAGGACUGGCCUUCAAAGAGGUAUGGCAGGUGAUCAUGAAGCCCAAGGGUUUAGGGCAACUUAAGAAUUUAGUUGGUAUUUACCGCCUGUGCCUCACCAACCGAACAAUAAGUUUGGUAAAACUGAACUCUGAUGCAGCCGCUGUGGUAUUGCAACUUAUGAAUAUAAGGAGAUGUGGGCAUUCAGAAAAUUUUUUCUUUAUAGAAGUGGGUCGUUCAGCAGUCACCGGAGCUGGUGAAUUCUGGAUGCAAGUGGAUGAUUCAGUAGUUGCUCAAAACAUGCAUGAAACCAUACUAGAAGCUAUGAAAGCUCUGAGCGAUGAAUUUCGGCCUCGGAGUAAGAGUCAGUCUUCAUCUAACUGCUCUAAUCCUAUAUCUGUACCUCUUAGGAGGCAUCACCUUAAUCAUCCACCACCCAGCCAGGUAGGACUAAAUAGAAGAGCUCGUACAGAGAGUGUUACUGCCACAUCACCUGCAGGGGGUGUGGCAAAGCAUGGAUCAUCCUCCUCUUUCAGAGUCCGGGCAUCUAGUGAUGGAGAAGGAACAAUGUCAAGGCCAGCCUCCAUGGAAGGGAGCCCAGUAAGUCCCAGUGCUAGCAGAGCUCAGUCGCACCGGCAUCGGGGAAGUUCUCGACUUCACCCGCCUCUUAACCAUAGUCGGUCUAUACCAAUGCCAGCAACUCGCUGCUCUCCAUCGGCUACCAGCCCUGUCAGCUUGUCCUCCAGUAGUACCAGUGGACAUGGUUCCACUUCUGAUUGCAUGUGCCCUCGAAGAUCCAGUGCCUCUGUUUCUGGUUCACCCAGUGAUGGUGGUUUUAUUUCUUCAGAUGAAUAUGGGUCUAGCCCUUGUGACUUUAGAAGUUCUUUUCGCAGUGUAACCCCAGAUUCUUUGGGCCACACUCCACCAGCUAGGGAAGAAGAACUAAAUAACUAUAUUUGCAUGGGCAAAUCCGGUAGUCAUCUCCAGAGAAGUCAGCAGCAGAGGUACCAGCUAAGUCGAGGGGAAGAGCACCCUGACUUUGAUAAGGUUUUUAGAAAGAGGACUCACUCCUCAGGAACAUCACCUCCUACAGUUUCACACCAGAAGACACCAUCACAGUCCUCUAUUGAGGAAUAUACAGAGAUGAUGCCUGCUCAUCCUGUUCGUUUAACAUCAUUUAGACAUUCUGCAUUUGUACCCACCUACUCCUAUCCAGAAGAGUGCCUGGACCUCCAUUUAGAGGGUAGCAGAGCUAACCACACAGAUGACGGAUACAUGCCUAUGUCACCUGGUGUUGCUCCUGUGCCUACAAAAUCAAAUGACUAUAUGCCUAUGAGCCCUAAGAGUGUGUCGGCCCCUCAACAGAUCAUUAACCCAAGACGGCACUCUGCUGUAGAUUCAAAUGGUUAUAUGAUGAUGUCACCCAGUGGUAGCUGUUCUCCGGAUAGCACCAAUUACAGCAAGAUAUGGACCAAUGGUACCAAUCCAAAGUUGUCCAUAGAUAGCAUUGAGGGCAAACUGCCUUGCAGUGACUACAUUAAUAUGUCUCCUGCUAGUGGCUCUACUACAAGCACGCCUCCAGACUCUUAUCUGAAUUCUAUUGAAGAGUCGACCAAGCCUGUAUAUUCCUACUUUUCCCUGCCCAGGUCCUUCAAACAUGUUCACAGGAAAAGUGAAGAUGGCAAUUUGCGCAUCACUGCAAAUUCUGGACAUAAUCUAUACACUGAGGACUCUUCCUCCUCUUCCACAAGCAGUGAUAGUCUAGGGGGGCAGGACCCUCAGCAGCCUAGAAAAGGGGAGACCUGCAUUCAAGGGAAGAGAUUGACCAGACCCACCAGGCUUUCAUUGGAAAACAGCAGUAAGGCCAGCACACUGCCAAGGGCGAGAGAACCUGCUUUGCCCCCAGAGCCAAAAAGUCCUGGGGAGUAUGUUAAUAUAGAGUUUAACGACAAGGUAUUUUCAGGGGGCUUGAUGCCUUCCAUGUGUCCCCUUCCUUUUGUGCAGAGCAGAGUUGUGCCUCAAAGAGAGAACUUGUCUGAAUACAUGAACAUGGAUCUUGGAGUUUGGAGAGCUAAAACUUCCUAUGCUUCCACCUCAUCUUCAUCAUAUGAACCACCAUACAAGCCGGUCAGCUCAGUGUGCCCUACUGAAACUUGCAGUAGUAGUCGACCACCUAUUAGAGGAAAGACAAACUCACGAGACUAUAUGAGCAUGCAACUUAGUGCUCUGUGUUCAGAUUACAGCCAAGUUCCACCUACCAGAAUAACUGCCAAACCCAUUACUCUUUCUUCUAAUAAAAGUAAUUAUGCAGAGAUGUCAAGUGGCGGAGUUUCUGAUAAUAUUCCUGCUAUUCCCCAAACUUCUAACUCAAGCCUAUCUGAAGCAUCUCGCUCUUCCCUUUUGGGCCAGGGCUCUGGCCCUAGCGCCUUUACUCGGGUCAGUCUAAGCCCAAACCGCAAUCAGAGUGCCAAAGUCAUCAGGGCCGGGGACCCACAGGGUAGGAGGAGGCACAGCUCAGAGACAUUCUCCUCUACUCCUACUACAGCCAGAGUUACUUCUGGCCCAGUUUCUGGGGAGGAUGUCAAGAGACAUAGUUCUGCCUCCUUUGAAAAUGUGUGGCUAAAACCAGGAGAGAUUGCCAGGAGAGAUUCCCUUCAGCCUUCUGAUCACACACAUAAUGGCCUGAAUUAUAUUGACUUAGAUCUAGCUAAGGACUUGAGUGGCCUGGAUCAUUGCAACUCCCACCAAUCUGGAGUAAGCCACCCAUCAGAUGACCUGAGCACAUACGCCAGCAUCACUUUCCACAAGCUAGAGGAGCACCGGAAUCAGGCAGAAACAGAAGAUUGAUAAGAAUAACAACAUCUGCAACCUCAGCAAAUAACCUUUUCAAUCUCACGGAUUACAGACUCUCAGAAACCUUUACACAUCACAACAAGGACCUCACAUUCAAGUCAGUAGAUGGUACGCUGCAUCCAGUUCACUUUGUUUACUUUACACGCAAACCUCAGGAGUCAGUCGACUGAACCGCACCUUCCCUGUUGUGCCAAGCGAAAAGCACUGUGACGUCUGUACACAGAGAGUCUUCUCCACUUCACUCUUGAUGUCUAUCUCAAUCUGUUACUCCCAGCACCCUGUCUGGUGUGAAUGGACUUACAACACCUCGCACAUAUUCACUCAUUCAAUUUAUGUUGCUGCUGAAGAUUACAAAAAGAAACUGUAUUACAAAUCUUUGUUGUAAAUUAUUACGUAUAAAAACUGUUAAUGGUUGGUGAAAAUUAAAUAUUUAACAUAGGUUUUGAUUUAUACAUGUACUUUUUUAAUUAAAUCUUUUUUUUUUUUUUCUUCUUUUUUUUGCUAGUUCACAUCUUUUUGAUGUGGAGCAUUGAGGUAUUCUUUUUGUAAACAGAUGGGGUAAUUGCUUAAAUGAUUCUAAAAAAGAAUAUAGGUAGGUACUAUUUUCCUUUUUAAGAUUGUUAUAGAGAAAAAUGUGUCCUAGAUUGCUAGGGUGCUUAUUUUCAGUCCUAUUUAGCAAGAGCUGUAUCAUAACCCCAAUAAUCCAACAGUUUUGCACUUCUGACAGUGAGGCGCUUAACCCCUUCAGUGCCAAAUAGGGCUGCUGCACGAAAGGGAUUAUGUCAUGUAAUUUAAGAGCCCAAUUCUGUAUACUUAUGGGUUUGAAUAAACGCAAACCUCCUUGCACAGGCACCAGAAAUAAAAUCAAGUCUUCCAUUGUAUAUACUGUAAAAAAAAAAAAUAAUAAAAAAAUAAAACAAAAAAAGGGAAAAAAGAUGAAGCAGAAGGUGAAACAAGUGUUUAAAUCAAAAGUCCCUGGAAUGAGCAAUGUGGUUGUUUGUAAAUUCUGAAAAAAAAACUUUCUAUACAUAAUAAACUAGAUACUGUUUAAUUUUC